Amyelois transitella is the source of this 579-nucleotide messenger RNA. Its product is annotated as mpv17-like protein 2. The transcript has a single exon. Gene Ontology annotation, cellular component: membrane; cytoplasm. The record is from RefSeq and is a predicted model, not a curated record. The coding region runs from base 43 to 579 and encodes 178 amino acids. Lineage: Eukaryota; Metazoa; Arthropoda; Insecta; Lepidoptera; Pyralidae.
AGUGUGCUGAGCCUCCCCGUGCAGUUUCCUCUUAUUCGGGGAAUGGCCUCUUACGCUGUCAUCUGGCCUUCCUGCAGCCUUGUCCAGGAGUAUAUCGAGCACGGAACAACUCCAGCGAACGCCGACUGGGCCAGAGCAGGCCGGUACAGCUUCUUCGGCACAUUUUUCAUGGCUCCCGUUUUCUACGGAUGGAUGAAAUACACAAGUCGCUUUUUCAAGAGAAAAGAUUUGAGAACUGCUAUACUGAGAGCAGCUAUUGAGCAAGUGUCUUAUUCGCCACUCGCGAUGGCAUACUUCUUCUUCGGGAUGAGCGCUCUAGAAAUGAAGCCUUUUAAGACGUGCGUGAAUGAAGUGAGGGAGAAGUUUUGGCCGACUUACAAAAUAGGCGUGUUAUUUUGGCCGACGGCGCAGACUGUCAACUUCUACUUCGUGUCUGAAAGGAAUAGGAUCGUGUUCGUGAGCGCGGCCAGCUUCGUGUGGACGGUGUACCUGGCCCACGUGAAAUCGAGGGAGCAGCGGGCCCCGGCGGACGGGCCGAUUGAGCUGAGGUUGAUGGAGCGGAAGGAUCCGGUGAAAUAG